UAGAGGCUGCUCUGGUUAGAGAGCAUUUACAUUUUACAACUUGAGAGGAAAGCUUUCCUGGAUGUGGUACUGGAUGAGAUACUUUACAAUAGCAACCUGCGGACAGAUCCAUAGGAGUCGGUGAAAGCAGACACAAACCUCUUCUAUAGUUGGACACUGCACAUCAGAAAUUCGACCCCUCUAGUAAUCAAAAAGCCUCUGUCAAGUAGGUUCACUCUCAGAGGAGUUCUUCUGUUAUCUUAAAGAGGAACACAGGUGACAGUGCUUGGAAAAAGAGAAAGGAUCACAGCAUGGGAGCUGGGACUUCUACAGGACAGAUCGAGGACAAGACCAACGAAGAACAAGCUGAGCAAUGCGUUGACCUAGGACUACAGGAGCAAGAUGGUCAAGAGGUGGAGGUCAACAUAGCAGGUGAUGCCAAGUUGCUUCACACAAAUGGUAAAAUAGCCCUAAUCAACGGGGCCACUGAGGAAGGCGUGGAAGAAGCACUACAGGUCUCAGAUGUAAAUGGACAUGGGAUAGGAGAAGAAAUAAUAGCAGUUGUUAAAGAAGUUGAGCAACAAGAGCCAGCAAGUGUAACACUGGACAAGGAAGCAGCUGAAGACAUGGGGAUUGUGCAUAAUGAUUCCACUGCAGAAGAAACUGCAAAGGAAGAUGAUCAAGUUGAAACACCAGAAGCCAUUGAUAUAACACCAGAAUUUGAAGAGAAAGCAGAAUCUCCAGGACAAGCCAAUGAAAAUCAGAACAAUGAAGUAGGGUUCAAGAAAGUAUUUAAAUUUGUGGGCUUUAAAUUCACAGUAAAAAAAGAUAAAACUGAGAAGUCUGAACCUGUACAACUUCUAACUGUGAAAAAAGAUGAAGUUGAAGUAAAUGGCACAGACUAUCAGACAAUCGAGGAGCAUAUUAAUACUGAUAAUACUGAAGUUGGAAAGACCGAAAUCCAAGACCCCAACAAUAGUGAGAAGCCUUCUGAAAGUCCAGAUAAGCCAGCACUGGGUGCUGAAAGUCCAAAUGAAACCCCUGAAGAAAAUCAAAAGAAAGUGGAAGAAUCUGAAGGUGAAAAAGAUCAAAAGUCCCCAGAGUCUCCUACAAAUGCUGUUGUCACUGAAACAUCUUCUCCAUUUAGGAGAUUUUUCACUCAAGGAUGGGCUGGACUAAGGAAGAAGACAAGCUUUAAGAAGUCAAAAGAGGAAGACCCACAGGAAGUUGAGAAACAAAUCAAAGUUGAAGAGCAGGAAAAGAAUGACGUACCCAAGGCUGUAGAAGAGGAGAGCACAACUGAAACACAACCAGCUGAAAAUCAUUCUGUGCUACAGGAAUUAAGUAAAUCUUCAAGUGAAGAUUCAAAGGUGUCUGCUGAGGAAAACAUUGAAAUUAUACCUGAAGACAAACCAAAACAAGAGGAACCUUCACUUGAUGAUGAAGCAGCACUCAAAUUAGAAGGCAGUGUAAAAGAAGAUGAAGAGGUUGCCCCAGCAGCAGAAAAUAAAGAGUAUACACCUGAAACAGUGACUUCAGUCCCAGAAGCAAUUGAAUUGUCUAAGGUAAAAGCUGAGGCUGAAACUUUGGAAGACAAUAUUGAAACCCAGACAACUGAUGAAAUCGCUGUAGAACCAGCUGCAGAAGGAAUAAAUGAGGACUUGCAAGGAACAUCUGAGACUGGAGCUGUAGAUAAUGAUCAGUCACAGUUGGUUUCAAGUACUGAAAGUGGAGAGGCCAUCACCACAGAAGCUGAAUUGUUGUCAACACAAGAGAAAGCCAAAAUUCAAGGCAGUCCAUUAAAAAAACUUUUUAGCAGCUCUGGGUUAAGGAAACUUUCAGGAAAGAAAACUAAAAGUAAAAAGGAAGAUGAAGGCAAGAUAGAAAUCACAGCAGAAGCUAUUUCAUCUGAGUUCCCAGAGGCUCGAGAAAUAGAUGGCGGAGAUAGCUCUCCAUCCUCUCCUGAUGAGUCAGCAGAUACAUCUCCUAUAGAAAAACCAUCAGAUGAAGUACAACAGACUACAGAAGUAGAAGGAGAAGGCGCAACAUCUGAUGGUGAAAGAAGAAAAGAUGGAAUCACACCAUGGGCUUCAUUUAAGAAACUUGUCACACCAAAAAGACGCCCAAAGCGACCAUCUGAAAGCGAUAAGGAGGAUGAGGUUGAAAAAGCAAAAACUUCAACUAUGUCUUCUACAGAUAGUGCAGGUACUGGUGAAAAUCAGGAAGAACCCAAAGAGACCAAUGAAGAACAAAAACUUGAAAAAAGCACAGAAGAAAGCAAAAAGAAAGUUGACACUUCAGUGUCAUGGGAAGCUUUAAUUUGUGUUGGUUCUGCCAAGAAAAGAGCAAGAAAAACUUCCGAUUCAGAUUCAGAUGAAGGAAUAAAAUCUCAAGAUGAGGCUAAGAAAACAGAAGAAAUUGUACCUGCUAAGGAAACUGAUUCUGAUAGCCCUAUUACAAGUUCACAGGAACAACAAAUACAAGAAAGUACAUCACCAGAUCAAACUGGCAGUCCUACAGAAUCGGAUGGGGUAUCUACUUGGCAGUCUUUUAAAAGACUUGUCACUCCUAGACGCAAGUCAAGAACAAGAGUAGAAGACAAAACUGAUGAAAAUGCUACAGCAGCCAAUGCAGAACAGUCAACCUCAGAGGGUGAGGCUGGUAAAGAAGAAACUUGGGUUUCAUUUAAGAAGCUGAUUCCAGGGCGAAAGAAAAAAAAAUCUGAUGGCAAACAAGAACAUGCUCCUACUACUGAAGCUGGUCAGGCAUUAAAUGAAUCAGCUGAAGAUGAUUCUGAUGAACCUGCAGUAGUUCCUUUAUCAGAAUUUGAUGCUGCAGAGCAGGAAAAACUAGAUGCUCAAAUAUUGGAAGAAGCUAUACCAACUAUUGGUGGAGAACAAGAAGGAUAUUUCGAAAAGUCUACCGAAGAACUUAUUCAUGCAGUAACAGUAACUGUAAUUGAAGGAGAAAGAGCAAUAACUAGUCUAGAAGAAAGGUCUCCAUCCUGGAUCAGUGCAACAGUUUCUAAAAAUAUUGAGCAUGCAAAAGAAACUGAAGAAGCCAUUGAAAGAAUAAAAACAGAGGUCACAGUUGAAGAGACCGUGGUGCUAAGCACAGUCUCCCAGGUUAUGACAGUAGUACCAAACACAUUAAUGAAUGAGAUGGAGUUAACAUCAGAAGCUUUAACAGCACUAGAGGAAGCAAUAGAAAAUUCAUGUGCUGAAGAGACAACGGAAAUGAUAUCUGCUGUUUCACAACUAGGUGAGUCAGUUGUUUCAACUGAAGAAGCUACACCUGUGCCAGAGGAGGAUGCAACUAUGAAGACUUUAGAAGACCAAAAGAAGCAUACUGAAAGUAUACUACAUGAAGCAGCAGAAAAGGCAAAACUAACAGUCAAUACAUUUCAAUUGCAAACAUCUCAAGAUGUAACUGAUGUUUCUGCUACAAUGGAGGACAAGGAGAUAGUUUGUGAGUCUGCUCCCCUGUGUGCUGAAGAACAAACACUUUUAACCCCUGUUUCCUUAGAAGCUCACAAUAUUACAAGUACCAUAGUAAGUGCUGAAGAGACUGUUGAGCAAAUAUGUAUUACUGUCUUUCAGAAAACAAAGGAAAGUGUCACUACUUCUGAAACUGUGCAGAAUUAUUUAAAUACCCCAGUUGCCACUUUAGACCAAACUGUUAACAUUUGUAUCAGUGCCUCACUUUCAAAAGAAGAACAGGCUGAUGAAUCUACCUUGCUGGGUACUGACAAAAGUGAUGGACAUCUUUUAACUUCCUCUGAGGAUCAGGUGGUAGAAGAAACUCCAGUUGUCACUGAGUCUCUAGUUAAAGAUAGUACCACUGAUUUGGAAGUUUAUUAUGCUAAAGUUGACUCACGUUCUGCAGAAGAUAUAAAGAAAAAUGAUGACCUAACUAGUUCAACUGACGUGAAAGAAAGUGUGCUUGCCUUAGCUGAGAUACAGGAUGAAGAAGUUAGUACUGCAGUAGCUCAAGUUCAGAUUGCAGAUAAUGCCUGUACAUCAAAUGAGUUACAGACUAAAGAAAGUGUCUUUGCAUCAGUUGAAGUUGUACCAGUAUCAAGAGAAGUGCAACCUGAAGAAGUUGUAUCUGUAUCAAGUGAAGUGCAGCAUGAAGAAGUUGUACCUGUGUCAAGUGAAAUACAGACUGGAGAUGUUGUAGCUGGUUCAAGUGAAUACCAGCCUGAGGUAGUUGUAGCUUUAGCAGGUGAAGUAAAGUCUGAAGAAAAUGUUACCCAAUCAAGUAAAAUACAUCCUGAAGAAGUUGCCCCUGUAUCAAGUGAAGUGCAGCCUGAAGACGUUGCACCUGUAUCAAGUGAAGUGCAGCCUGAAGACGUUGCACCUGUAUCAAGUGAAGUGCAGCUUGAAGAAGUUGCUCAUGUAUCAAGUGGAGUGCAGCUUGAACAAGCUGCACCCAUACCAAGUGAACUGCAGCCUGAAGAAGUUGUACCUGUAUCAAGUAAAGUGCAGCCUGAGGAAAUUCCACUAUCAAAUGAAGCGCAGCCUGAAGAAGUUGUAACUGUAUCAAGUGAAGUUCAGCCUGAAGAAGUUGCACCUGUAUCAAGUGAAGUUCAGCCUGAAGAAGUUGCACCUGCAUCAAGUGAAGUGCAGUCUGAAGAAGUUGCACCUGCAUCAAGUGAAGUGCAGCCUGAAGAUGUUGCACCUGUAUCAAGUAAAGUUCAGCCUGAAGAAGUUGCACCUGUAUCAAGUGAAGUGCAGUCUGAAGUUGCACCUGCAUCAAGUGCAGUGCAGCCUGAAGAUGUUGCACCUGUGCAGCCUGAGGAAGUUGCUCAUGUAUCAAGUGAAGUUCAGCCUGAAGAAGUUGCACCUGCAUCAAGUGAAGUGCAGCCUGAAGAUGUUGCACCUGUAUCAAGUAAAGUUCAGCCUGAAGAAGUUGGACCUGUAUUAAGUGAAGUGCAGUCUGAAGUUGCACCUGCAUCAAGUGCAGUGCAGCCUGAAGAUUUUUCACCUGUGCAGCCUGAGGAAGUUGCUCAUGUAUCAAGUGGUGUGCAUCCUGAAGAAGUUGCACCUGUAUCACAUGAAGUGCAGCCUGAAGAAGUUGCACCUGUAUCAUGUGAAGUGCAGCCUGAAAAAUUUGUACCUGUAACAAUUGAAGUGCAGCCUGAGGAAGGUUUGCAUAUUUCAAGUGAACUGCAGUCUGAAGAAGUUGUACCCAUAUCAUGUGAAGUGCAGCCUGAAGAUGUUGAACCUGUAUUAAGUGAAGUGGAGAUGGUAAAAGCAAGUGAGGUGCAGCUUGAAGACUCAAAUGAGGUGAAACCAGAAGAAUGUGCUGCUGUGUCGGUUGAGAUGGAGUCUGAAGAAGGUCUGAAUGUGCCAGUUGAAAACAAGGUGGAAGAAUAUUUCUCUGUUUCAGAUGAUGCACAGGCUGAAGAAGGUAUCACUGUUACAGCUGAGCUUCAGACUGAAGAAAGUGUUCCUGUGUUAAAUGAGGCACAAGAUGAAGCAAGUGACAGUGUGCUAUCUGAAGCAAAGAUUGAAGAAAGUAGUUCUGUGUUGGUUGAUGCGAACAUUAACAAAGUUGCCCCCGUGUUAGCUAAUCUUCAAGUGGAAGAGCAAGCUCCUGAAUUAGUUGAGAUGCAGGCUGAUGAAAGUGCCCCUAUAUCAAAAGCGGCUGAAGAUAAUGUGCAAGUAGAUGAAGGUACUAAUCUUUCAGCUGAUGCACAGCCUGGAGAAAAACCCUCUGUUUUAAAUGAAUCACAGGCUGAAAAUACUUCCUCUGUGUUUGCUGAGGCUCAGGACAGUGACCAAGUAUCAUCAAAUGUGCAAACCGAAGAAGUUGGUCAUAGGACAUCUGAAGUGCAGGCUAAAGAAGUUUCCCCACUGUCAGAUGAAUUGCAGGCUGAAGAAAGUUCCCAAGAGUCAGUUGAGUUGCAGACUGAAGAAAGUGUGGACCUUACACAAGUAUAUACUGAAAAAAUUGCACCUGUUGCCGUUGAACUAAUUAGUGAUGUACAAUCUGAAGUCUGUGAAGUGCAAGCUGAGGAAGUUACUGAAUCAGUUGAGAUUCAAGAUGAUGGUAAUGCAAGUGCUGCUUUAAUCGAUGAACAUAAGGAACAUAUUGAAGAAGUUAUUCCUGUUAAUAAGGUAGAUACUAAAGAAAAUGUUUCUGAGAAUGAUGCCCAAGAAAGUGAAAGGGUUCUGGUUUCAAUAGAAGAUAGCUGCAGUGAUAGCCAGAUACAGAAAGUAAUUACUGAAGGAACCAUGGCAGUGACUGAUGUAUUGCUAGCUGAACCGCAAACUAGUGAAUUACAGAGUGAAAACACCUGUACGUACAGUGACAACACUGAAUUCAAAGAUACCCCACCAACCACUGCACCAGAAGAGGCAAAAGAACCUGAAGAAGAAGGUAAAGACAAAAUAACUCAUAGUCAAGAAGAAAUUGUGGAAAUUAUUAAGGAAGAGGAAGUUAUCACUUCAGAUAUUCCAGAGCUGCAAAGCUCAGAGGCCAUCAAAGCAUCUGAGCCAGUUACAGCAGCUGCAGUAGAAGAACAAGUCUUAACAGAGAAUGUAAAAAACAUUGAAAUACCCCAAGAUAGUAUAGAAGAUCAUGACAGAAGAUCUGAAGAUAUUGAAGUAUUAUCCAAUGGAGUACAGGUCAUAGCAGAGUCUGUCUCUCAGAAAGCUGCAGCUAUUGUGGAUGCUGCAAUUGAAGCAGCUACAAAUUGUUUUGUUGUUGAUGCUACCCUCCAAGACAAAGCACUUGAAGAAACUACUGUAUCUGAACAUGUAGAGAUAACUGAAAAAACUAACGUCAAAACUAUAUCUAUUGAAUCAUGCAGUACAACUAUUGUACAAAGUAUCAUUGAAACAGCAGUGGAAACCAUAGUAAGCAACAUUCAUAUAAAUAAAACAGUUAGUAUUCAAGGACAGAAUCUGGAAAAUGAAAUUGAUUCACAACUUCAAGAAACUGCAUCUGUUCAUGAGCCCAUCAAGUCAAGUGAACAGCUUGAAGAAAGUGAAGAAUUAAUGAGGAACACAGGUAAAGAAUUUGAGUCUGCUAUUGUGGCUCAUAUUCAAGACGAGAAUGAACAUCAAACAUCCACUCAAGCUUCAGAGGUGAAUGCUCAGGAAAAAGCACCGACUGUUGAAUCCUGAGACCUCAUUUUGCAGAUUGUGAUGAAUAACCGAAGAAACGAGAAUGUGAAGGCUGCUGAAGCUACCAAAGAGGUGGAAGCUGUAAUGUGAAAAAAGAUGACAAUUCUAAAUUAUGAAUUCUAAAGAUGGAGCACACCUGUCUUCAUUAAUAAGAAUGAACUGUUUGACAAUCCUGAGGUCUCAUCGGGAGCUUAACCAGAUUUGUCCCUUGCUCUUAAAUAUUUUUCUGCAUUCUUGUUUAGAUGCUAAAUAUUAGGAGGCAGAAUCCUAGGGGUUUCUAUUCCAAUUUGCCUUUUAAAGGUACCUGGCACCAAAGUCUUACAUCUGUAUUAAGGCUGUAUGUUUGAAAUAUCUCAUGGUAUAUUGCCGGAGUUAUAUGUUUCCAUAAAACUGUCCAAAACUCUAGGGGACAUCUUGUGUAUUUAUGUGUAUAUCAACGUCUUGUUUGUUUCAUUUAAAUUACUGUAUAUUUCCUUAUUUUUAAGUCUAUAUGUAUUAAAGGAGAAGAAAACAGCAAACUAGCUUAGCAUACAAUGCCUUACAAGUGAAGCUACCUGCAUGUGAUCUACACAUAAUAUAUUAACAGCUUUUUCCUUAAAAUGCAACUUGGCUAACCAAAAGCUGGAACUGGCAAAUGCAGCAGAGCUUAAGAAAUGUUUGCUGUUUUAUUGUCUUUGAAAGUAAAUCUUGGUUAAAAAAAUAAACUGUGGAAGGCUACUUUCACACUCGCGUUUUGGCUUUCCGGUUGUGAGAUCCGUCAUGGGCUCUCACCACUGGUCUAAAACGGAUCAGUUUUGCCCUAAUGC
Molecule: messenger RNA, 7918 nt
Organism: Bufo gargarizans (Asiatic toad)
Lineage: Eukaryota; Metazoa; Chordata; Amphibia; Anura; Bufonidae
Gene: AKAP12
Product: A-kinase anchoring protein 12
Exons: 4
Coding region: 291-7112 (2273 amino acids)
Biological process (GO): signal transduction; regulation of protein kinase C signaling
Cellular component (GO): cytoplasm
Molecular function (GO): calmodulin binding; protein kinase A binding
Source: RefSeq, a predicted model, not a curated record